AUGUCCUCCUCUCUCACCAGGCGCCGCUCUGGCCCCGUCUUCCACACCAGUCACUCGGAGGAGAUUUCACAGCCGGCGCGGAGCAGAGAUAAGUGCUGCGCAGUUCCAGCUCCUCGGAGGUUAAAGCUGAAAGUCCUGAGUCCAAACAAACUGCUGGUGACGUGGAAGGAGCCGAAAGGAGACUUUGACAACUACCUGUUCUCCUACAGCACGUCAGAAGAAGAGGAGUUUGUGUCAGAGGAGGAGGUCAAGGAGGGAGAGGAGCAGGUAAAAGAGAGAGAGGAGCAUGUCAAAGAGAGAGAGGAGCAGGUCAAAGAGAGAGAGGAGCAGGUCAAAGAGAGAGAGGAGCAGGUCAAAGAGGGAGAGGAGCAGGUCAAAGAGAGAGAGGAGCAGGCAGAAGAAGAGGAGUUUGUGUCAGAGGAGGAGGUCAAGGAGGGAGAGGAGCAGGUAAAAGAGAGAGAGGAGCAUGUCAAAGAGAGAGAGGAGCAGGUCAAAGAGAGAGAGGAGCAGGUCAAAGAGAGAGAGGAGCAGGUCAAAGAGAGAGAGGAGCAGGUCAAAGAGAGAGAGGAGCAGGUCAAAGAGAGAGAGGAGCAGGUCAAAGAGGGAGAGGAGCAGGUCAAAGAGGGAGAGGAGCAGGUCAAAGAGAGAGAGGAGCAGGUCAAAGAGAGAGAGGAGCAGGUCAAAGAGAGAGAGGAGCAGGUCAAAGAGACAGAGGAGCAGGUCAAAGAGAGAGAGGAGCAGGUCAAAGAGAGAGAGGAGCAGGUCCAAGAGAGAGAGGAGCAGGUCAAAGAGAGAGAGGAGCAGGUAAAAGAGAGAGAGGAGCAGGUCAAAGAGAGAGAGGAGCAGGUCAAAGAGAGAGAGGAGCAGGUCAAAGAGACAGAGGAGCAGGUCAAAGAGGGAGAGGAGCAGGUCAAAGAGAGAGAGGAGCAGGUCAAAGAGAGAGAGGAGCAGGUCAAAGAGAGAGAGGAGCAGGGAGAGGAGCAGGUCAAAGAGAGAGAGGAGCAGGUCAAAGAGAGAGAGGAGCAGGUCAAAGAGGGAGAGGAGCAGGUCAAAGAGAGAGAGGAGCAGAGAACAUGGGCUGAGGGCUGGAUGAUGUUGUUGGAUUGUUUGGGAGACCUGAUAAAGUUGAACAGUGGUGUUUGUGAUAAGAGCAGACUGACAGGUGUGGUCUGUGACUGCGAGAGAAUCUGGACUCAACUGAACCUGCUCUGA
This is a messenger RNA of Knipowitschia caucasica, 1212 nucleotides long. The record is from the annotation of a GenBank genome assembly. Lineage: Eukaryota; Metazoa; Chordata; Actinopteri; Gobiiformes; Gobiidae.